AUGAGAUGGACAGGAGCAGAGGUUAUAGAUCCAGGGGAAACUCAGGAGUGAAGAACAAGAGCAUUUGCAAUCACAUUAUUCUGCCCAACCUCAACCAGAUUACUGAUAUCAGCAGCUGAGAGGAGUGGACCCUGUCCUAUUUGUGAGAGACCAGGUGCAGCAGUCACCAUGGGCUUUGCCAUCUGUGUGUGUGUGCUAUCCGCAGUGAUGCUGAUGAUGGGUGAACUGUCAGCAGCACAAGGUUUCUCAACGAUUGCAACAUCUCCAGAACCAACAACAACAGCAGCUGAAGAGACAACAACUGCUUCUAUGUCAAAUGCAAUAGUAUCAUCAACAACUGCAACAUCUCCAUCAACAACUGCAAGAUCUCCAACAAGUACGGCAACAUCUCCAUCAAGUACAACGCUAACUACGGCAGCAUUUCCUGAACCAACAACAACCGAGGCAAUGACCACUUCAGCAUCAACAGCAGUAAUAUCAACGACUGCAACAUCUCCAAUGACUACCUCUACUGGCAUGCCUGGUUCACAAAGUGUACCCCUGAGUCCUGCAUUUGAUCCUUGUCAUGCCUACACGGUGCUGGAUGACGAAUGGAGGGCUGCUAACAAUACAAUCCACGAUAACUACAACAUCUUAAGGUGUGAUACUCAGUUCAGCUGGCAAGGCUGGUAUCGCAUGUUUUACAGGGGAACUGAUGCCCAUAUGCCAGAGUAUUGUGUGAGAAUGAACCGCUGUGGAGCCCAUGCUCCUUUGUGGCUAAAUGGAACGCACCCUCGAGUGGGAGAGGGUAUUGUGACACGGCAGGUCUGUGGGCACUGGAAGUGGGGAUCAUCCAAUCCAGAUGACUGCUGUAAAUUCGCCAACCCACCUGUUCGAAUCAAAGCGUGCCCUGGAAAUUACUAUGUGUAUGAAUUUGUUAGACCAUUCACCUGCUACCUGGCCUACUGCACAGAUGUUGGUGAUACUGAUUUAAACAGGAUAGCCCCAGAUCCAACAUUAGGACCAACCCCCCAACCCAUCACUGGCACGACAGCAAGCCUCCCUGCAGGUGUUUUUUACCCAUUUGGAGCAGGGGAUUCAUAUACCAGUCGUUCCGAUGAUGACUCUACAUAUGUUGGCAUAGCACAAUCAUUCCACUAUUUCAGGCAGACAUUAAACCAGAUAUAUGUCAAUAACAACGGAUUUCUCACUUUUGAUUCUGGAUGGCGAGGAUGGAGUCCAUACCAAUUUCCUGCUUAUGCACACCGCAACAUCAUUGCCCCAUUCUGGACAGACAUCGACAACACCCGCAGAGGCUACAUAUCCUACCAGCAGUACACCAGUGGCAGUGUUCUUCAGCAAGCCACUACAGACAUUAACCAGUAUUUCCCUGGGUUGAGCUUCUCAGCUUCCUGGGUCUUUGUUGCAACAUGGGACAAAGUGGAAUAUUAUGAGAAGUCAGGAACAGAAACCUCAUUCCAAGUGGUCCUUAUCUCAGGAGGUCAACGUUCAUUUGCUCUGAUGAAUUAUGGUGCCAUUGCUUCAACGCGCCAUCUAGUUCAGGCUGGCUAUGACACCAUCAACUCAGAACAUCAUUUCUCAAUCCCUGGGUCCUUCAAGAGCAACAUCACCAAUCUAAGACACACUAGCAAUGUCAACAGGCCAGGCCGCUGGGCCUUCCGUAUUGAUGAUGGACCACAAGGCUGCCAAUACAAUGGUUUACCUGUGCAGGUAGGGGACUCUUUCUGGAGAGAUGCCACCUGUCAGCAGAGAUGCACCUGCGUCAGUGGAGGCCUCCUCCAGUGCCAGCAGCAGCCCUGCAGCUACUCCCAGGCGUGUCGUCCAGCACCCUUCCAGUACUCCUGCCAGAAUAUUCAGCGCGGCACCUGCACCAUCUCUGGAGACCCCCACUACUACACCUUUGACGGGAGUGUCUUUCACUUCCAGGGAACCUGCACAUACGUCCUGUCAGAGGCUUGUGGCAAUGGACUGCCGUACUACCGGAUUGAAGGGAAGAAUGAACAUCGGGGCAGCACACAUGUGUCUUGGACUCGUCUUGUAAGAGUGUGGGUUUAUGAUGAGGAAAUUGAACUUGUCAAAGGCAAUCAGUACCAAGCAAUGGUGAAUGGUAGCUUUGUAACGACCCCAUUUACCCUCCGACACGGGUCCAUCCGAGUCUACCAAUCAGGUUUCUCUGUGGCUGUCAGUACAGAUUUUGGCCUGCUGGUCACCUACGAUGCCAAUCACUAUGUCAGAAUCUCAGUACCCUAUGAGUACCAGAAUGCAACCUGUGGCCUGUGUGGCAACUUCAACUUCCAACCUAACGAUGACUUCCGAACCCGCGGUGGGCAGCUUGUGAGCUCAGACGUGGAGUUUGCUAACAGCUGGAAGGCAGAAGGGGACACUGACCCUGGCUGCCAGGACGUGCGAUGUGCAGGACUUGCUUGUGCUUCCUGUACCCAUAGCCAAAGGACUCUUUAUGGAAACACAGCCCACUGUGGUAUCUUAAGCAACAGUGUCGGUCCAUUUGCCUCCUGUCACUCAAGGCUGUCUUCACAGACCUUUAUAGAAAACUGCGUAUAUGAUCUUUGUGUGGGCGAUGGCUACCAGCCCAUUCUCUGCCAAGCACUGAAUGUGUACGCUGCCCAGUGCCAACAAGAGGGCAUCCAGUUGGGCCAGUGGAGAAGCCAGGGAUUCUGUGAAAUCCCCUGUCCAGCCAACAGUCACUUUGAGUCUCAAGGAACUGGAUGCCCUGCAACCUGCAGCAACCCCAACGCCCCCCAGAAUUGCCCUCUGCCCAGCCAGGAGAGCUGCAUCUGCAAUGCUGGCUAUGUCCGAAGCGGUGGGGAGUGCGUUCGGCAGAGUGACUGUGGCUGCACCUUUGAGGGGCGGUACUACACAGCUGGGGAGACAGUGGUGCUAGACCAGGACUGUGGGAGACGUUGCAACUGUACUCAAGGGUCAAUGAUCUGCCAGGCACACAGCUGCAGUGAGCUUGAGGUGUGUGGGGUCCACGGUGGGGUGCGGGGCUGCAGACCUGUCAGCUUCUCCACCUGCUGGGUGGAGAGCUUUGGGUCCUACCGCACUUUUGAUGGACAGACCUUCCACUACCCAGGUGCAUGUAGUCUGACGCUGGCUAGGGUCAGGGGACAAUCUGAAUUACCUCACUUUCAAGUAACUGUUGAGAAAGUUCCCACAGGCCCAAGAGAUUUUGACAGACAUCUGAAGUUUGAAGCAGAAGAUACACAAGUCUCGGUGGAGAUGGGAGAGGGAGCCACAACUAAGGUGGAUGGGCAAACAGUGGGCCUUCCGUUCAGCGUCAGCCCCGGUCAUAUUAGCAUCUACCACAGCAGUGUAAAGGGUGUUGUCAUAGAGACCAACUUUGGAGUGCUGGUGAGAGCUGACUGGCCAAACGUCAUCCGCAUCACCGCUCCAGGCAACUACAACGGCACUCUGGGAGGCCUGUGUGGAAAUCUGAAUGGAGACCUUCGUGAUGACUUCCUCUCCCCCACUGGAAUUCCCCUCAACGACUCUCAGCAGUUUGGGGACAGCUGGAGAGAUGGCUCCCUGUCAGCACACUGUGUAGAACCUCAGGUAUGGGAACCUGGACACUACCAGAACACCAGCCAGUUCAGGGAGCUCUGUGGCAUUAUGGGAUGGGGACAUGGGCCUUUUGGCCAGUGCCAAGCAAGUCUUGACCCCUGGAGCCGAAUUGAAGACUGUGUCCAGACUCUAGUGAGGACGCAAGGUGCUCGAGAGGGACUGUGUGAGGCACUGCGUGGCUACGCCCUGCUUUGCCAACAGAGUGGCAUCACAGUAGGGGAAUGGAGGAACAUCACUAACUGUGAGGCAACUUGCCCAUCUAACAGCCAUUAUGAGCUAUGUGGUACGUCCUGCCCAGCUUCCUGCCCAAGCCUGUCUUUCCCCUUCUUGUGUACCCAGCAGUGCCAGGAGGGGUGCCAGUGUAAUGACGGGUUCCUCCUGAGUGGGGAUCGCUGUGUGCCACCCACAGGUUGUGGCUGCCACCACGGUGGGCAUUACAGACAGAGUGGAGAGCGCUACUGGUACGGCGAGGAGUGCCAGUUCCUGUGCCAGUGUAAUGGCAUUACUGGGCAGUCGCAUUGCACCACCUCUUCUUGUAGUGCUCAGGAGUCUUGUCGAAUUGUGGAAGGACAGUAUGGCUGCCAUCCCAAACCUGAGGCCACCUGCUCGGCCUCUGGAGACCCACACUACACCUCCUUUGACAGACGCACCUUUGACUUCCAGGGCACUUGUCGUUACGUCCUGGCAUCAGUGUGCAAUGGAACACAAGGCCUACCUCACUUUCAGGUGGAGGCCAGGAAUGAGGCAUGGAAUGGUCUGCAGGUCUCCAUCACUGUGGCUGUUUAUGUCAAUGUGUCUGGACAUCUCGUGUACAUCUCAAAAUACAACCAGGGAACCGUGCAGGUGAAUGGCGAGACAAGAAACUUGCCGAUCGUUCUUGAUCAGGGAAGAGUGUCAGUGUAUGCCAACGGGCUUCACACAUUUGUGAAAACAGACUUUGGUCUAACUGUCAGUUAUGACGGCCAGUGGGUGUUGGACAUCACAGUACCAUCCAACUACAGUGGAGCUACAUGCGGCUUGUGUGGCAACUUCAACGGUUUCCAGGGUGAUGACUUUACGGUCCAUAACGGCAGUUCAGGCUCUGUUGCCCUCUCUGUUUCUGAGUUUGGAGACUACUGGAAGGUUGAUGACGGCAUUCCCUGUACUGGAGGAUGUGGAAACUCCUGCCCAGUGUGUCGAGAUGACUGGAGAGCCCGUGCCAUGUGUGAGCUACUCAGAGCUAGCAAUGGACCACUGAGCUUCUGCCAUUCCCAUGUGGACCCCCAGCCAUUCUUCAACGACUGUGUCUUUGACGUGUGCUUGUCUGGUGACAGAAGCGAAGUCCUCUGCCGUGCAAUGGAAGCAUAUGUCAGCGCAUGCCAAGAGAAAAAUGUCAUUGUCUACCCCUGGAGACAAAACUCCACCUGCCAAAUGGAGUGUCCAGAAAACAGCCACUACGAUCUGUGUGGCACAGAGUGUGGGCACACCUGUGCCAGCAGCAUUGAUGCCAGCUGUGACAGGACGUGUGCUGAGGGCUGUUUCUGCAAUGAUGGAUUUGUGAGGAGCGGGGGGCGCUGUGUGCCUGUGGAGCAGUGUGGCUGUCUUUAUGAUGGCUUCUACUUUGAUAUCGGAGAACAGUUCUGGACACAGGACUGUUCACAGCGCUGUGAGUGUUUUGCCCCCAAUGACCUUCGCUGUAUCCAGUCCUCUUGCCCUCCAAGUCAGGAAUGCUCUGUCAAAGAUGGCCGCCGGGGUUGCUAUGGGCACCUGUCAGCCUGCACGGUCUGGGGAGACCCCCACUACUUCACCUUUGAUGGGGCUGUGGCUCACUUUCAGGGCACCUGUGCUUAUGAGAUUACCCACACCUGUGGCAACAUGAGUGAUGAUGCCUUGACCUUCCGCAUAGUAGCCGCUAACAGUCACCGUGGCAACUUAAUUGUGUCUUUUGUGUCCACUGUGGAUGUGUGGCUCUCUCAGGGAGGAGUUCAAAGCCACAUCAGCAUUGGACAGAACAGGAGAGUCAAGAUUGAUGGCCAAGAUAACAAUGCAAACAGCAUUCACAUUGGCUCCCUGGCACAGUUGACUCGUGAGUCUGGAUUUGUGGUUGUGAAUGCCUCAGGGGAGUUGGUGGUCCAGUUUGAUGGUCGUAGUAGACUUCUAGUCAGACUGAGUCCAGAUUAUCACCAAUCUGUGUGUGGAAUGUGUGGCAAUCACAAUGGCAACCCAGCAGACGACAAAGUUCUGCCCAAUGGCACUCUGGCCCAGACUGACAGGGAAUUCGGUGAAAGUUGGAAAUCAGAUGCAAGCAGUCCUGGAUGUGGAGCCAGUGACCGAAUUGGUGACGACACGUGUGUAUUUGAAGCAGAAUACACAGAUCUGUGCAGCAUCAUCACCAACAGCAGUGGCCCAUUCCAGCAGUGCAACCUGCAUGUUGACCCACAGGCGUACUUCACUUCCUGUGUGUACGAUCUCUGUGCCUACACACCAGCCAAUGGCAUGCUGUGCUCAGCAGUGGAGGCCUAUGAGACAGCUUGCAAUGUGCUGGGGCUCCAAACACCAGAAUGGCGUUCUGCACUGCAUUGCUCUGCAGUUGACCCUUGUGAAGAGCUGGACUGCACUGAGGAGGAGUGGUGUGGCCAAAAAGAUGGAGUCUACGGCUGCUUCUGCAAUGAGGAUCACCCGAGACCUCAACCUGAGUGCUAUGACUCUGUUGAGUUCUGUUCCAGCAGCACAGGCACCAUGUCUUUGUCUCGCUGCCAGCUGUUUGAGGCAGGCUUCUCGUCUGACACCCUCCGCCUCAACGACCCCAGCUGCAACGGCACACUCCAAGAUGGCAGAGUGGAGUUCCUCUUCGACAAUGACAACCACGUUUGUGGAACCUCGCUAAGGAGCAACAGCACCCACUUCAUCUAUGAGAACUCCAUCCAUGGGGAGGCCAACUCAGCCAGCGGUCCCAUCAGCAGAGAGAGACGGAUAAACCUGCUCUUUUGCUGUGUCUACCCCCUCACACAGACCCUCUCCAUGAAUAUAGAAAUCAACCCACUGGAGAGCCGUAUUACUAAGAAGCUACCAGGAGGGGAAGGAAGCUACCAUGUCCGUAUGAUUCCCUAUGAAGAUGCAGGAUUCUCCCAUGCGUUCUCUGGGAGGGUGAAUGUGGCGGUGAAUCAGCAGAUCUAUGUGGCUGUCCAAGUGGACGGAGUCGAUAGCCGUCAGAUUGCCAUGGUGAUCGACUCCUGCUGGGCCACUCCAGUCAAUCAGCCAAACUACCACAUCCGAUGGGACCUCAUCAGAAACAGGUGUGCUAACCCCAAUGACAAUACAGUGGAGCUGGUGGAGAAUGGGGUCAGUACAACAGGCCGAUUCUCCUUCAGGAUGUUCACCUUCAAUGCAAACUCCUCCAAGGUUUACCUGCACUGCAGCAUCCACCUGUGCUUGGUGGCAAACAAUGACUGCACAGCCCACUGUUACCCAGGUUACCAUCAGAGGCAUCGACGUUCUGUUGAUUUCCAUGACAGCGCCUCCAUCUCACUGGGGCCUCUGGUUUUGGCCAAUGGCAAUGAAGAGGGAAGAAACAUGUUUGUCCCACAGCCUGUGAGGGUGUCUAAGGCCUCGGGUCUGACUGCAUCUCUGAUGGUCCUGCUCCUCUCUGUUCUCCCUCUCAAGGCUCUGCUCAUCUAACACACAACACAACACAACACAACACACAGCUCAGCUAUAUAAACAGCUACACAACACAACACACAGCACAGCUACACAACAGCAACACAACACAACACGACACGACACAACACAGCUAACAGCAACACAACACACAGCAUAGCACAGCUAUAUAAACAGCUACACAACACAACACAUAGCAAAGCACAGCAGGGCUAUAUACAGCUAUAUAAACAGCUACACAACACACAGCACAGUUAUACAACAGCAACACAACGCAACACAACACACAGCACAGCUACACAAUACAACAUAACACACAGCACAGCUGCACAACAGCUACACAACCACCUGGUCUGACACACACACACACACACACACACACAUUCAAAAAUGAAAGGACAAGAAUUUCACACAUAUAAUUUACAUUAUGGCCCUUUGUGUGUAUGGAAAAUAUAUUGGUUCAUUCAACAGUGAUCUUACUGUGACAAGAAUGCACAAUUGUAUUCAGUGUCUUUAUAAAGGACUGUUGUGACACUCAGUGAACAGUAACCACAGUAAUGGGAAUAGGUGAACAGACAUAUGGAAGGACCCACAGAGAAAGUGUAAAGAGUUUCCUGACACUUUUAUAUGGGUACGUUUCAACAUUUGAAGAUUUAAAAAUACUGUGAUGAUAUAUGGGCUGUAUGCAGUGUUUUAGAACCCUAGGCUUUUUUCAGGACAAUUUUAUAAUGGCUUUGAUUUUUAAGCUCUUAUUUUGGUCAUUAUAAGGGCCA
Messenger RNA from Alosa sapidissima (American shad), 7994 nucleotides. Its product is annotated as alpha-tectorin-like. Bases 169 to 7239 code for a protein of 2356 amino acids. Gene Ontology annotation, biological process: cell-matrix adhesion. The transcript has 30 exons. Gene Ontology annotation, molecular function: protein binding. The record is from RefSeq and is a predicted model, not a curated record. Lineage: Eukaryota; Metazoa; Chordata; Actinopteri; Clupeiformes; Clupeidae.